Messenger RNA from Fonsecaea monophora, 3591 nucleotides. RefSeq lists its product as hypothetical. The transcript is spliced from 3 exons. Lineage: Eukaryota; Fungi; Ascomycota; Eurotiomycetes; Chaetothyriales; Herpotrichiellaceae. The record is from RefSeq and is a predicted model, not a curated record. Bases 1 to 3591 code for a protein of 1196 amino acids.
AUGCCUUCCAAGAAGAAAGCCAGCACCCAGGUGAACGCAGCCAAACCACAGCCGUUGCCCGCGACCACUUCAGCAAAGGAUGCGCCUGCACAACCUCAACCCCUGCAAAGUUCCGGGCCGGCGAUGUCGUCGACCUCUUCUUUGAACCGCCAGCCCUCACAUGCAAAGUCAGACGCAGAUCUGAAGACCGGUGACACCACCGAAUCAGCUGGAGAGCCUGCUCAAACCACGGCUGUAAAUCGCAAAAAGCAAAAGAGACGGGAAAAAGAGGCUGCAAAACGGGCCGCGGAGAAUACGCACAUACCAAUGCCUAAUGGUCAUGUUCCUGCGCCAGAGAGCAAACCAAAUGGACAACUACCGCCUGUAAAACAGGGCCGGGGCCCUGUGAAGGGUUAUUUCACUGAGGAACCUGACUAUCCCGAUCCCGCAGAUCCUGCCUAUCCAGAUAUUGGUAGUCCGGAAGAAGCUUUCUAUAGCGGCGACGAAGACCCUAACUACGGAGAAGGAGCAGAUGCGAUGCCAGACAGCUCGUGGCUAAAUACCAGUAAACGGAAGAAAUCCAAAACCGCUAACGAUGCCCUGUCGAGGACUUCAACCAUGCUAUCUCGCUCUAAUAUUCCACCUUUAUCAAAUGCUGCGAUGAGGGCAUCUCAGAAACUCUCAAGUGAUCACAUCUGGAAUACUUCAACUCAGGCCGAGCGGGAAAACAUCAAGCAGUUUUGGCUGGAACUGGGGGAGGACGAGCGACGAUCGUUGGUCAAGGUUGAGAAGGAAGCGGUCCUGCGAAAAAUGAAGGAACAGCAGAAGCACUCAUGCAGCUGCUCCGUAUGCGGACGAAAACGCACGGCUAUUGAGGAAGAAUUGGAGGUGCUAUACGACGCUUACUACGAGGAACUCGAACAGUUUGCCAACCACAACUCGGAUCUCUCCAAUGUUCCUCAGAUGAUGGCCCCUCCUCGUCCUCCGUUUAAACGAACAGCACAUCCCAUGGCCGGGUCGUACCCUUCGCGAAGUCGGAUCAAUGAGAUCGAAGACGACGAGGAGGAUCUCGAGGACGAUGACGAGUACGACGAUGAAGACGACGACGGCUAUAGCGACGAUGAAGGAGAACUCGAUGAUCAUGGCUUGCCGCCUGGUCCGCCCGACUUUUUCCAAUUCGGCAACAGUCUUACUGUGAAGGAUGGUAUACUCACCGUUGCGGACGACUUGCUGAAGAAUGAUGGAAAACACUUCAUAGACAUGAUGGAGCAAUUGGCAGAGAGACGCAUGCAACGUGAGGAAGAUAUUCGCUACCAUUCCUCGUCAUUAGCUCAUCGAGACAUUCAUCAAGGUCACAAUCAUCCUCCCAUAGACGAUGACGAUGACUAUGACGAUGAGGAAGAUGACGAGGACUAUGACUCGCAAGAAGAGGAUGAUUUUGAGGGGGACGAUAUGGAUUCCAUGACCGAAGAACAGCGCAUGGAAGAAGGUCGACGCAUGUUCCAAAUCUUUGCCGCUCGAAUGUUUGAACAGCGUGUCUUGACAGCCUAUCGAGAGAAGGUUGCCGCCGAACGGCAGAGAAAAUUACUCGAGGAAUUAGACGAAGAGAGCCGACUUGACUCGCAGCGUGAAGCAAAGAAGGCCCGAGAAGCCGCUAAGCGGAAGGAAAAGAAGCGACUCCAGAAACAAGCGAAAGAUGAGGAGAAAGCAAAGAAGGAGGCGGAAAAAGCUGCUCAGGAAGCAGCUGCGCGAGAACUAGAAGAAAAGCGGCUAGAGGAACAACGACAUCGCCGGGAAGAGCAACGCAAGAAGCGGGAGGCCGAGAAGAAAGCCGCCGAGGAGGAAAGACUCCGCAAGGAAGCUGAGAAACAUCGCAAGCAACAGGAAGCACGCGAGCGCCAAGCCGAACAGGAGCGCAAGGCACGGGAAGCCAAGGAGCGAGAACGGCAGAAGCGCGAAGAGACGAAAAAGAAAGAGCGCGAGGAGCGAGAAGCCAAGGAGAAGGAGGCCAAGGAGCGAAAGGCGAAGGAAGACCGGGAGAGAAGGGUGAGGGAGGAGCAGGCUCGGAAGGAAAAAGAGGCGACUUUGAGGGCGGAAAAGGAAGCCAGAGAACGUGCAGCCCAUCAACACCCGACAAAACAGCAACCUGUGGCGCUUCCUCCUGGCUUGCAGCCUCCAUCGCGCGGUCCAAGCAUACAGUCCCCUCAAGUGUCUGUUGCAACACCGGUUAUCCCUCCGAAAGUCCCGACGCCUGUACGGAAUCGACAACCUUCACAACCUGGCCAGCAUUCUCAUGGCUCAUCUCCGCGGUCACAGAAAGCUAGCACUGAGAUAUCUCAGAGCUCUGCUUCUCCAGCAACCGUCGCCAUGCCUCAAACGCCAGCCCUUGGACAGCCAGCGAAAGCACAAGGCCAGCCUCCACCACUCCACCACCCGCAACCCUCCGCCCCGAGAUCGCCAUUGAACAACCACGGCCGGGGUCAAUAUCCAUUCAACAUGAAUGGAUUGCCUGGAUUGGGAGUAAGUGGACCACCACCGAUGGGUGCUCCAGGGAUGAUGCCGACCAUGAUGCCCCCGAUGCACAUGUACCAAGGGCCUCCGAUGGCUAAUCAGCAGCGGUUUUCCCAGAACGGCAUGCAGUAUCCUCCGGGGUUUCCGAGGCCAUUCCAACCAGGUCAACAAAUGCCCUUUGUCCCACAACCUCCUAAUCAGGCACCUCCUAUGGUCAAUCAACAACCAGUGCCCAAGCCUCAAGUACAUUCCAGACAGCCAUCCAGCGAGCAGGCUCCGAUAGGCAGACCUGGGCUAGGACCCAUCGCACGACCAUCCAGUACCACUCCGGACAAACAGAAACCACACAACAAGACUCCGGACAGGGAAAUUGAUCAUCUGGCCACACAACUCGGUAGCAAGGCGUUGUUGGACGAUUCAGAUGCGCCCUUCUUGGGGAAUUCGGAUUCACGCAUGAACCUUCCGCCUCUCGGUCCGCCUGGUUCCGCAAGGAUACCAUUCGCGAGUAGCUUCCCGGAGCACAAGCAGGAACCAUUCGGAAUGGGGAAUCCUGGUUGGGGCGGCUUCAACCCUGGCAUGGGCCCUCCUGGUAGUUGGGGUCCACACGGAUCGCAACGUCCUAGCCCGGGUUGGGGACAACCCCCCUUUGGAGCCAUUGGCUCUGGGCCUCAAACCAUGUCAAGGUCUCAUCUCCCACGGCCGAUCGCAGUGAGACUUAUGCUUGUUCAAGCUUGCCGUCAAUUGUCACAAAUCCCGGUUGCAAGUGCCGACGGGUAUCAUCCAGUGCAGAAUGUGCUCCGACAGCUGGAGAGUCUCAAAGCACCAGGCGAACCACCAGUCUCCAUGGAGGAGAUGCUUGGAAUUUGCGACACCGAGGGCAACUCACAGAAUGGCGGCGGAUCAUUCGAGGUAAUCAUCGACAAAGCCAGAGGACAAGUGAUCAAAUUUGUCGAGGAUGCCCCAAGCCAUCCACCCAGAGGCAGCGUUGGCGAGAUAGGCAGUCCUUUGUUGGGUCACAGCCAACAUAUCCACCAUACCAGUCCCCUGGGUGGCAUUGUCGGCCAACCAAAUAGCUUCGGACCUCCAGGUAGGAGUUUCUAG